AUGAUUAAUCAACCUGAGCAUUAUCCAAGGUAUGAUCCAAGGUAUGAUCCAAGGUAUGAUCCAAGGUAUGAUCCAAGGUAUGAUCCAAGGUAUGAUCCAAGGUAUGAUCCAAGGUAUGAUCCAAGGUAUGAUCUAAGGUAUGAUCCAAGGUAUGAUCCAAGGUAUGAUCUAAGGUAUGAUCCAAGGUAUGAUCCAAGGUAUGAUCUAAGGUAUGAUCCAAGGUAUGAUCCAAGGUAUGAUCUAAGGUAUGAUCCAAGGUAUGAUCCAAGGUAUGAUCUAAGGUAUGAUCCAAGGUAUGAUCCAAGGUAUGAUCUAAGGUAUGAUCCAAGGUAUGAUCCAAGGUAUGAUCUAAGGUAUGAUCCAAGGUAUGAUCCAAGGUAUGAUCUAAGGUAUGAUCCAAGGUAUGAUCCAAGGUAUGAUCUAAGGUAUGAUCCAAGGUAUGAUCCAAGGUAUGAUCUAAGGUAUGAUCCAAGGUAUGAUCCAAGGUAUGAUCUAAGGUAUGAUCCAAGGUAUGAUCCAAGGUAUGAUCUAAGGUAUGAUCCAAG
Molecule: messenger RNA, 545 nt
Organism: Eurytemora carolleeae
Lineage: Eukaryota; Metazoa; Arthropoda; Copepoda; Calanoida; Temoridae
Product: adhesive plaque matrix protein-like
Exons: 2
Source: RefSeq, a predicted model, not a curated record